Molecule: messenger RNA, 522 nt
Organism: Panicum virgatum (switchgrass)
Lineage: Eukaryota; Viridiplantae; Streptophyta; Magnoliopsida; Poales; Poaceae
Product: calphotin-like
Exons: 1
Coding region: 1-522 (173 amino acids)
Source: RefSeq, a predicted model, not a curated record
AUGGGGUGGCACGGCUGUGGUCCCAGGGCGCCGCCGCCGCCGCCCCUGCUCACGGAGCGGCGCAACCAUGGCCCCCUGCAGCGCCCCUGCCUGCGCCGGCCGCGCCCGGCACUGCCGCUGCCCCACGGAUGGCCUGUGCUCGGGAUGCCCGCGCCCGCGGCGACGCCCGUGGCCGCACCCACGGCGCCUUUUCACACGCCCGCGGUGCCUUUGCCCGUGACAGCCGCGCUGGCCAUGGCGCGCGUGCCCGUGCCCGCGCCGGCCGCGGCGCCCGCGCAUGCGCCCGCAUGGCCUGCGUUCGGUAUGCCCCCCGCGGACGCGCCGUUCGCUGCCGUCUCCUUCCGCUGGCAGCAGAUGAGCGCCGGCGCUGCUACGGCUGAAGCUGCUCUCGCCGCGGCCCUCCUCGCCGCCAAGUCUGAGGCUUCAGCGGCUCAGGAGCGCAUCCGUACGAUUGCCUUCGCUUGGGAACAUCUUCAACCCGUCGUCCCCUUCACCGAGCACGGCGCUCUGUCCUCCCACUAG